Molecule: messenger RNA, 3091 nt
Organism: Phytophthora infestans T30-4
Lineage: Eukaryota; Oomycota; Peronosporomycetes; Peronosporales; Peronosporaceae
Product: alanyl-tRNA synthetase, mitochondrial precursor
Exons: 1
Coding region: 21-2963 (980 amino acids)
Biological process (GO): tRNA modification; alanyl-tRNA aminoacylation
Cellular component (GO): mitochondrion; cytoplasm
Molecular function (GO): alanine-tRNA ligase activity; ATP binding; aminoacyl-tRNA deacylase activity
Source: RefSeq, a predicted model, not a curated record
UAGACGGCGAGAAUCAAGCCAUGAGCGGACUAGAGACCAAGGUGACGUCGCUAGAGGGCCAGGUGGCUGCUCUUUCUCCCUUCUCGGUGGAGAGCUGGCCCGCUGCACGCAUCCGCAAGACGUUCUUCGAGUAUUUCCAGAACCAGAAGGAGCUCCCGCAUACUUUCUACAAGUCUUGCCCCGUGGUGCCCCUGGACGACCCGACCUUGCUGUUCAUCAAUGCCGGUAUGAACCAGUACAAGCCCAUCUUCCUGGGCCAAGUGGACCCUUCGCACCCUAUGGCCAAGCUUGUGCGCGCCUGUAACUCGCAGAAGUGCAUCCGCGCUGGCGGUAAGCACAACGAUCUGGACGAUGUAGGAAAGGACGUGUACCACCACACGUUCUUUGAGAUGCUGGGCAACUGGAGUUUUGGCAACUACUUUAAGAAGGAGGCUGUGCACUUGAGCUUCACACUGCUCACUGAGGUCUUUGGUAUCGACAAGGAUCGUCUGUAUGCCACGUACUUCGGUGGGGAUGAGAAGCAGGGUCUGCCUUCAGACGAAGAAACCCGUGAGAUCUGGCUCAACUACUUGCCUACUGAGCGUGUGCUUCCGUUCGGUUGCAAGGACAACUUCUGGGAGAUGGGAGACGUGGGUCCGUGUGGCCCUUGUACCGAGAUCCACUACGACCGUAUCGGUAACCGUGACGCUUCCGAGCUCGUGAACGCUGACCGGCCAGAUGUUAUCGAGAUCUGGAACAAUGUGUUCAUCCAGUUCAACCGCGAGCAGGACGGUAAACUCGUGCCACUACCGCACAAGCACGUGGAUACCGGUAUGGGUUUCGAGCGUCUGGCGUCGAUCCUGCAGGGCAAGGACUCGAACUACGACACAGAUGUGUUCACUCCGCUGUUCGCUGCUAUCCAGAAGUCCACCAAGGCGGCUCCGUACACGGGUAAGCUGGGAGAGGAGGACCCUGACAAGAAGGACAUGGCGUACCGUGUGGUAGCGGACCACGUGCGUACGCUGACGUUCGCUAUCACGGACGGUGCGGUGCCCAGUAACGACGGCCGUGGCUACGUGCUGCGUCGUAUUCUGCGUCGUGCUGUGCGCUACGGCCAGCAAUUCCUCAAUGCGCCGAGCGGCUUCCUCACGGAGCUGGUGCCUGUUGUGGUGAACAUGCUGGGCGAGGCCUUCCCUGAGCUGGUUCAGAAGCAGAAGGAGGUGGAGGAGAUCAUUCUGGAUGAAGAAAAGUCCUUCGGGCGCACUCUGAACAAGGGUAUUGAGCGAUUCAAGAAGAUCGCGCAGGGCAUUCGUGAAGCCAACAAGCUGGUGGUGCCUGGCGAGGACGCCUUCUUUUUGUACGACUCGAUGGGUUUCCCAAUUGACUUGACGGAGAUUAUGGCUGAAGAAGAAGGUAUGACGGUGGAUAUCAAGGGCUACGAGGAGUGCAUGCGUCUGCAGAGUGAGCGCUCCAAGAUGGACCGCAAGAAGGGCGGCAGUAAUGGUGCUCGGCCGCUGGUGCUGGAGGCUCGUGAGACCAGUACGUUGGCUGGCAAGCACAUUAGCGCCACGGACGAUAUGGCCAAGUACGAGUGGAACGUCAAGACUUCUGCCAAGGUGGUUGCUAUCUUCACUACGACGGAAUCGAGCUCGGACUUUGUGGACGAGGUGAAGGCCGGAGACUUUGAGCGUGUGGGUGUCAUUCUGGACAAGACGUCGUUCUACUCGCAGGCUGGUGGCCAGAUCUACGACACAGGUGUGCUGACUGCGUCCAACUUGAAGCUGGACGUGGACUCGGUCGAGUCGUACGCUGGUUACGUGAUGCACAUGGGUUCUAUUGCUACGGGCUCGAUCAAGGUGGGCGACUCCGUGGCGUGCGAGGUGGACUACGCUCGUCGUGCCAAGAUCGCUCCCAACCACACCAUGACGCACGCUCUGAACUUCGCUCUGCGUAAAGUGCUGGGUACGGUCGUGGACCAGCGUGGAUCCCUGGUGGACGAGUCGCGUCUGCGCUUCGACUUUACGAACAACAAGGCGCUGAAGCCCGCCCAGCUCGCGGAGGUUGAAGCUAUCUGUGACGAUCUUAUCAAGCAGCAGCUGGAGGUGUACACGCAGAACUCGGCGCAGGCGGAGGCCAAGCGCAUCCAGGGUCUGCGUGCUGUGUUCGGUGAGACGUACCCGGACUUCGUUCGCGUCGUGUCUAUCGGCCAGCCUAUCGCCCCCAUGCUCGAGGACCCGGAGAAGAGCAAGUGGAGCAACUUCUCGGUAGAGUUUUGCGGUGGCACGCACUUGAAGAACACUAAGGAGGCCAAGAGGUUUGUGCUGUAUGAGGAAGGCGCCAUUGCCAAGGGCAUCCGUCGUGUCUCUGCGUACACGUGCGACCUGGCUGUGGAGGCUGAAGAACGUGGUGCGAAGCUGCAGGUCGAGCUCGAUGCUAUUGACAAGCUGGACGGCAACGAGUUCGUCGAGAGCGUGUCGGCGUUCAAGCCUGUGCUGGACCAGGCGCUGAUCUCUCUGCCACUGAAGGACAAGCUCCGCAAGCAGGUGGACAGUCUGGUGAACCGUGUCAAGAAGAUCAAGAAGGAGGCGGCUGCUGCUCGCGCUGCCAACGGUGUGCGUGACGCGACUGCGGAAGCCACGAAGGCCAAGGAGGCUGGACAGGAGAUUGUGGUGGUCAAGUUGGACGUGGGUACAGACUCGAAGCUUGGGCGUGAGAUGCUGGAGGCCAUGAGCACCAUCAUCCCCACGGGCAGCUUCAUGAUCUUCAGUACCGACUCGGACGCGAACAAGACGGCGGCCUUCACGCAGGUGAGCCAGCACCACAUUGACUCGAAGCAGCUGGAUGCUCGCAAGUGGGUGAACCACGCCAUGGUGGUGAUGAAGGGCAAGGGCGGCGGCAAGGACGCUCUCAACGCCACGGGUCAGGCCAAAUCGGUGGACAAGGUCGACGAGGCGGUGGCACUCGCCAAGUCUUUCGUCCAGUAAGACGCUGUUUACGCUCUAGCUGCUGAAUGUCAUGGACUCUUUUCUCCUGCCUAGAAUCUUCUACGUCUGUUUGGGUGUGGCGUGUAACUCAAGAACAGCGUCCACCACUUUCUUCUGGUGUUCUUGCA